Molecule: messenger RNA, 645 nt
Organism: Lachancea sp. 'fantastica'
Lineage: Eukaryota; Fungi; Ascomycota; Saccharomycetes; Saccharomycetales; Saccharomycetaceae
Source: the annotation of a GenBank genome assembly
AUGAUUCUAGGAGUGUUAAAACUCGGCAUCCAUUCAUCUGUCAAGAGUUUUCCGUCAGGAAAUCCAAGUCGUUUGGUUUACUCUGGCAUUCUCAGCAAAAUAAGGCAUCUGCGAUGCUAUUCGAGUUCCGAUCAAAGCAAGACUCCAGAGGUCCCAAAACCACCCAACAAUUUAGAUAGAGUGCACAAGGUCAUAGCCAAGUCGCGGUUUUUGCGGAAACUCAAUGAAAAACCAAGAUUUAAGGCCUAUUUCGACAAAUUGGGCCAGACUAGUCCCGUCAGCACUAUCACCUCAUUUUUGAUUUUGCAUGAAAUAACGGCAAUCGUGCCGCUAUUUGCAUUGUGGUGGGUAUUGUACAAGCUCAACUUGGAGGAACAGUAUAAUCUGCCAGUAUAUUUCAAGGACUUGUUGAACCAGUGCGGGGACUCAAUUCAAAAGUUGGUUGACAAUUACGACGAAGGUUUUGACCGCAACCGUCUCGUCUUGUCAGGUGCGAUCUCGUACGCCGUAGUGAAAAUACUCUAUCCUAUAAGGGUGCUAAUAAGUCUCUGGGCUGCUCCUUUCUUCUUCAAGUGGAUCAUAGCUCCAUUUCAAAAAGUUGGCAAGCUUUUCAAAAAGCCUCCAACCAAGACUUCUGAUUCGUAA